This is a messenger RNA of Thamnophis sirtalis, 990 nucleotides long. The record is from RefSeq and is a predicted model, not a curated record. NCBI's taxonomy places the organism in Eukaryota, Metazoa, Chordata, Lepidosauria, Squamata, Natricidae.
AGUCGGUCCAAAAGAAUAGGAAAACAGCAGGAAAGCUACAGAAUUGAGGUUGCCUCAACUGAUUUUGACCGGCCCUAGGGAUCUCUCCAUUGAUAUACUAGCUAUAGAUUAUAAAUUUCCAGAUACCGACUCCACCGUCUUGUCUUUCUGCAUCACCAUGACGUUCGCCGACAUUUUGGACAAUGUCGGAGGAAUGGGCCGUUUCCAAAGAAUGAUGGUCAGCUUCCUAGCCAUCCCGCUGUUGAUGCUGGCCAGCCAUAACCUCCUGCAAAACUUCACGGCCGGCAUCCCGCAGCAUCACUGCCAAAUCCGCAUUGCCUCCAAUGCCACCCGUCAAGGCAAUGGCAGCAUGGGGAAUUUGGGAGCCGAUCAGCUCCUCCGGAUCUCCAUCCCGACCGAUGCGUCGCGGCGUCCCGAGCAAUGCCGGCGUUUUGCGGCCCCGCAGUGGCGCUUCCUAGACCCGAAUGCGACUCUGAGCAAUGAGACUGUGUUGGACACCGAAGCCUGUGAGGAUGGAUGGUCUUACGACCGGAGCGUGUUCAGCAACACGAUUGUCAGUGAGUGGAAUCUAGUAUGCGAAUCUCGGUCCCUCAGGCAGAUGGCUCAGUCCAUUUACAUGGCUGGCGUGUUGAUCGGAUCGUUCCUAAUUGGAAAUCUCUCGGAUAGGUUUGGCAGGAAAUCUCUGAUCAUUUGGUGCUACCUGCAGAUGGGGGUAGCCGGAGCCGGCACGGCCUUCGUGCCCAACUUUACCAUUUAUUGCAUCCUGCGUUUUCUGUGCGGCAUGGCGAUGUCUGGCAUUUCCCUCAAUUCAGUUUCUCUCUGCAUGGAGUGGAUACCCAGCAAAUACCGGGCUAUCGUUGGCACCAUCAACGGUUACAGCUACACGACUGGGCAGUUCAUCCUGGCUGGCAUGGCGUAUCUCAUCCGUGAUUGGCGCUGGUUGCAGCUGGCCGUCUCUCUCCCUUACUUCGUCUUCUUCCUCUACUCCUG